Molecule: messenger RNA, 834 nt
Organism: Hordeum vulgare subsp. vulgare (domesticated barley)
Lineage: Eukaryota; Viridiplantae; Streptophyta; Magnoliopsida; Poales; Poaceae
Exons: 4
Coding region: 1-723 (240 amino acids)
Source: RefSeq, a predicted model, not a curated record
AUGGCGCAGUUGGUCGCGCCUGAACGAGUCGCUGGCCUCCUCGCGGUCAACGUGAGCCACGAGACGGGGAAGCAACGGUGUCGGACGCGGAGGAGGAGGAGCCCGUGGAGCUCGAGCCCGGGGCCUUUGUCCCCGUCGACCCCCAGGGGGUUCCAUGUUGUGACCUUCACCCUCCCCAUGUUUGACAUCGUCAGCUAUAAUGUGAAAGGGAAGGUCGAGAAGAAUGUGGAGUUGCUCUCGGAACACCUUGCGGAUUGGGUCAGGGAGGAGGAUGGGAAGAAGAUUGUUUUCCAUACUUUCAGUAACACCGGCUGGCUUUGCUAUGGUGUGAUACUGGAGAACUUGCAGCGGCAAGAUCCUUCGGCGGUGGAGAAAAUCAAGGGUUCCGUAAUCGAUUCAGCGCCUGUUGCUGUCCCGGACUCUCAGGUGUGGGCACUAGGUUUCUCGGCUGCUAUCAUGAAGAAAAACAGCGUGACAACGAAAGGAGCUGUAUCAAAUGAUACAAGGUCUGACGUCAUAGUUGUGGAGUCUCAAAAUGAUAUCAGACCAGCAGCUACUGAGGCUGUUCUACUAUCUGCGUUGGAGAAGUUCUUCGAUAUUGUUCUGAACUAUCCGGCCAUAAAUAGGUAUGCAGCUAAUCCACAUAUGCAGGUGUCUUGUGCAUUUUCAGCCUUGUGGACAAUAUCCAAAUUCUCUAAGCCUUUUCAGUAUAUCUGUUUUUAAAUGUGAUGCAUGACAUCUGACUCAUAGAAGAGUUCAUUGUUUAUUUGACGAGUCAUCAGUAUUCCUGUCGUCAUCGAUUAUAUCUUGCCAAAUGCCAUGGCUCAUGUUGUA